CUUUUUGCAUUUUUUAUUUUGGGUUUAUUUGUAACAUUUUACACUUCACCAAAAAAAGUGUAGAACGCUGGUUUCAAACUUUCAAUUACAAAUCCAAACAACAAAUAUACGAAUCCACUUCCGUGUAGUAUCUCUUCGAGAAGAAAUAGGCGUCAUGGGUUACGUACAAGAAGCAAGGGAGAAUCACGUCAAGAAGAAGGUUGAAGAAGCUCUGCGUAGCAAAAUGAAGCAAAGGGCACUAAAGGAAUGUGAUAAAUGUGCUGCAAAGUACGCCGAAUGUGCAACCGGGAAAACAAUAUCAGUGGUUUGGAAAUGCCGCAAACAGGCCAAAGAAUUAAAUAAUUGCCUCCAUCAGUUUACGAACGACACGGUCUUGGAAGAAAUGAAGAAAGAGUACACACUUCAGCAGGAAGGGCCAAUGCGAGUGUAAGUUUGGGUUCUUGUUUCGCGAUCAUUGUUACCCUUUUCUUUUUGAUGGAUUAUUACUACUCUUCCCUCGUUGUCUUCUUAAACUCCCACAUUGUCAAACAUUAUUAUAACAGUUCUUUGGUCUUGUUUGAUCAGAGAUAAUCUUAAGUUAGAAUGUGUUAAUGAAGAAUGUUUUUGUUUUGUAUGUGCCCCGGGCAAUUGUUGUUUAAGACAGUGUUUGGAAGAAUUGUUGUUUUAAAAUAAACGGAUUACAAGAAUUUGGCAAUUCUGUCCUUUU
Messenger RNA from Cuscuta campestris, 706 nucleotides. The record is from the annotation of a GenBank genome assembly. NCBI's taxonomy places the organism in Eukaryota, Viridiplantae, Streptophyta, Magnoliopsida, Solanales, Convolvulaceae.